CAAAAGUCUGAGGGACAAGAUGAAGAGAGAGGAAAAGUCUGAAUUUUAAAAAAUAUUCUCAGUGCAAUUCUGUGUGUAUCUUGCCCACCAACUGAGAACGGUGAUUCAUAAAAAGUAGUGCAAGUCUGCUAUUUGUUUCAAUGCAUUGUACUGAAAGUACUAUUUCAGUACUUUGCACAUGAUAUAGCUUCUUUCAUGCAAGACUUGGAAGGUACAUUUGUAACAAAAGCAUUAUCAGUCCUCCAAUGUCGCCCCCUCCCCCUUGCACCUCGUGUAGCCAUUACACUUCUGCGGAGUAAAAUGCUGCCAUUGUGACAGACUUCAAGGGCCAGGGCAGCGGAGAAUCAGCCCCCAGACCCCGAACAGUCCGGGCGGAAGAGGGGGGAAUGAUGAGAGCGUGGCUGGAGGGGUUUAUGUUAGCGCUGAAAGGGAAGUUGAGGGAGAUCUGUUUCCUUCAAGGCUCCUCAGUACACUCUGAGCUCUUAUUAGCAGGUUUUAGUCUUCAUCGCCUUCUUUCACGACCCUGGACUCUCGGACACACACAAAAGCCUCCCCUUGUUAUUGGCACUGGAGUCUUGGCAGCCAGGGGCGGCUCUAGCUCUUUUGCUGCCUGCCUCAUGCAGGGCAGCCUUGGCGGAGCCCCUGCGGGAAGUCUGCCGGUCCCGAGGCUUCGGUGCGCGGGAGCGUGGAGCCGCUGCUGUUUGCAGCCUUCCUCCCCCUAGUUUCCGCUAUGCCGGGGGAGCGGAUCCGCACCGUGCCCACCGGCUGGGCAGUGUUGCGGGGAGAGCCCAGGGGCCGGGGAUGGGGCAGGAGGAGCCGGAGCCCCACCGCACAGCACUGAGGCGGUGGCUUGUGACCUUUAUUAGAAAUCUGCUCAUCACUCUGACAUGUUGGAUUUGUAAGAGAACACAGCUUCUCACCAUCUGAAAGCCUGCAAAUACUUAAAAAUGAGCAGCGGUUGCUCUAACUCAAGUAUUAGCCAACAACAGGCCCAGUAUCACUAAUCACCUCAUCCUGAUGCACCAUACAUUAUGGUUCACAUCAAUCUAUUGAAAAAAUUGAUGUGUGGAAUCUUGUUAUUGCUUGUGGUUCUGACUAUUUGUUUGUGGAGGGAAACAAGAAAAGGCUACUACAUUCCCUUCAAAACAGAAAGCAAAAGUUUUCAGAUUCCCAGAGCUCUGGGAAAAGGAGAUGUACUUACAUCCCGUCUUCUUUCAAGCAAAGCUGUCAACGAGAAGGGCCAACUAUCUGCUGCUUUGCCGGUCAAACUGAAUAAAGUAAAUGGCAUCAUCUCUUCAGCCCCUCCAGGAAACAAUGCAGUGGCAAAGUCCAAGAAAUCAAUGCUCUCUGUGAAUGUCUGGAAUGAGGACAGUUCAUCAAAGAAUCUCAUACCCAGGCUGCAAAAGGUCAAAAACAAUUACCUGUCCAUGAACAAGUACAAUGUGACUUACAAAGGGCAAAGGAAUACGGCCAAACUCAGUCCAGAGAAACUGCUGUGUCAGCUCCGGGACAGAGUGAAUGUGACAAUGAUCCAUGGGUCAGAUGGUCCGUUCAAUACCUCUGAAUGGCAGAUGUAUCUACCAAGAAAAAAACUCAGCCAAGAAGUCGGCCACUUCCGUCAAUGCGCUGUCGUGUCUUCAGCAGGUUCUCUGAAGUCCUCGCAUCUGGGACCAGAGAUAGACAGCCACGAUGCAGUUUUGAGAUUUAAUGGGGCUCCUACCGUAGGGUUUCAGAAUGAUGUAGGCGAAAAGACAACAGUUCGCCUUGUUAAUUCUCAGCUUGUAACUGUCGAAGAACAGAAGUUCCUUACAGACACAUUGUACAAUACUGGAAUCUUAAUUGUCUGGGAUCCAGCACCUUAUCAUGCCGAAAUUCAUGAGUGGUACAGAAAACCAGACUACAGUUUCUUUGUAAACUACAAGGCGUAUCGGACUAGACAUCCAGAACAGCCCUUUUAUAUCCUGAACCCAAAAAUGCAGUGGCAGCUCUGGGAUAUUCUGCAGGAGAACUCACUGGAGGAAAUUCAGCCCAAUCCACCUUCUUCUGGAAUGCUUGGCAUUGUGAUCAUGAUGACCCUCUGUGAUGAAGUGAAUGUUUAUGAAUUCCUCCCUUCCAAACGACAGACAGACAUCUGCCACUAUUACCAGAGAUACCACGACCGCGCCUGCACCAUGGGUGCUUACCACCCACUGCUAUUUGAGAAAAACUUGGUGAAGCACAUUAACCAAGGCCAAAAUGAGUUAAUUUACACCCAUGGGAAAGUGACUUUGCCCGGUUUCAGAAACAUGCACUGUUAGCAACUCAACUUCUACUGUGCAUAUAUACUUCUGUUGAUUUUCAAGGCACUUUUAGAAGGAUAUUGUUGAGAUUGUUAGGCCUAAACAUUGAUGUGCCCUGACAGUUCUUCCAUAAUGCACCCCUUACAUUAAGGAUUCCUGUGAUGCAACUUCUCCGAUCUGUACAAUAGCAGAAAGCAUUACACAUCCUCCACAAUUAUCCAAUAUCUAUUGUGUGAACUUCCAGUCAGAUUAGUGGGUCUGAGGGGCUGAGUACCUUUAGCUGCAGUUGGCCACCUGAGUUGUUUUCUAUGCAGUGUAAGCCAACAUAUUGCUGGCGUCACUCCGCUGAACUCAGUGGAAUUGCUGUCACACAGUAUCUUCAUGAGACUUUAAUGGGGCAUAUUGUGCUGUAUGCCAACAGAAAAUAUGGCCCAUUUUAAAAAAGAAUGGCUAAAAAUAAUCCCAUAGUUCUGGAAUCUUUAAAGACAGGCCUACGAUUAUGGACCCACUGUGAAGGUUGCCUGUUAAGAUAGGCAGUAGUUCAACAAGUUAAAAUCUAUUACUUGAAUUAUAGUCCUAACGACCUCAAGAAACAGUCCUUUAUAUUCUGGAAUUGUGAUGGCGAUUCUGCCAAAUCAAGGAGGAAUUGUUCAGUGUCGAUUUGUUUUGGAAUUUUUACCUUUGUAAAAAUUAUGAUGUUCAGUGAAUUGCUAAAUUGAAUUUAAAUGUCUGGUGACCACUCAGUCAUGUUUAUUCAAUGUAGCAUCCUGUUAAGGACACAGGAUGUCUUAAUUCCAAAUCAUUUUCGGGAAGACUUUUGAAAGGCAUAAAUAGCAGUUUGCAAUGGUAAUGGGGGUUGGUGCCUAGUUGCCAUUUGGACCCUGUUGAAGUCUCCCCAUUAGUAGUUUAGGACAAUAAUGCUACAUAGUCACAAGCAACUAAAUAAGCCAUGGGGCUACUAGCCAGCCACAGACCAGAUCUAGGUUUGAUCAGCUAUCCAAGUUGACCUGACAUUUAGAUAAUCUCUCUCGUACACACACAUACACCCUUUCCAAGUGCACAGAGAAUAAGCACAUUACGCUAUCUCUUGAAAUAGCAGCUGGGAAGGAGGAGCUGCACUCUGCUCUUCAAGCCAGUGCAAAAGGGAGGUGGGCAGAGCUUUGACUCCUUCCUGCCCCCUUGAUGUGAUUUUUGUCCUCAGAGUUCAUGAAAGGAGUAGUCUUUUUGAUUUCCCCCAAUCAUAGUUUUUGUUUGGUCUGGGCAGAGGGACACCUUGGUUUGUCUCCAUUCCCUCUGUUCACCUAUUCCAGAUCCACUAUCCCCUUUCUCAUGGUUCAGAUAGGAUCUUCGCUUCCAAGCUGAAGCCACUCGGUCACACUCUGCUGUUGUGUACAGUGGUGUAACCCUACUCAGGUCUGUGGCAUUGUGCCAGUGUAACCAUGGCUGGAACACCUGAUAGGAAAUACAAAUGCUCAACAAUUAAUGUGCUGUUUCGUGAUCCUACCUAUAUAUAUGACAAAAUUGAUGUUAUUUAACUUUCCGUCGGUGAUGUCAUAUAUCUGGUUUUGAGUGAUAUGGGUUUUAAUGAUUUUAGGUGCAGGAAGUAGAUGCUAAUUUUGCUGUCCAUAAUAUGCAUUCUUGUGGCAGGAAAACCGUUGCACAGCAACAGACUUUGUCCCCAUUGUGAAGAAUUCUGCCUUCUGUUAAACUUGUAUGUCCCAUUGGAUUCAUGGGAGAGCUUGGUCAUCAUUGAUCUGGAUCUACAGAGGAACCCUUUCAUCUCAUAGUAAGAACAGUUGACUUUAGUAGGGCUCUGUGCAGAUCCAGCUGUGAGAUCAGGGCUUAACCGAAUAAAGUACUAGCGAGAAAAUUCACAUCAUGGUACCUGUAAAAUAAGAAUUCCUACAGCUUUUAAUAAAACCUUGUGCACAUCACAGAAUAUCCCUAGACAGAUUUUUGCCCCAGAUGCCUAAAUGGCCCCCUCAAGGAUUGAACUCGCAGCCCUGGGUUUAGUAGGCCAAUGCUUAAACCACUGAGCUUGUGAAGACAUUGGCUCAGAUUCUAAUCUCCUCAAACCAGUGUAAAUCUACAGAGGCAACAGUGGCUUUACACCAAUGUAUAUGAGAUCAGAAUCUGGUCCAACAUUUAAAUAAUGUUUUUUUUUAAUUUCCGUACAGUUCUGCAAAGGCUGUGUCUGGGUAAUAGUGAUUCCAAUCUGUAACUUAUUACCAAUUUCCAUUGUUUACAGAAUGAAACCAUCAAGCUAUUUUCAUUAAUUAUGUAGCAGUAUUUUAAAUUUUAAGUGGAAGUACCAAAUUCAGCAUUUUUUAAAAUUUUCUGAACACUGGUCUUUUAAAAUAGUUUGAAAUAAUGCUCACGAAUCCAAAGAAGAUGUACAAUUUGUAAUAAAGUUUGUCUUUCU
Gopherus evgoodei (Goodes thornscrub tortoise) is the source of this 4701-nucleotide messenger RNA. It is a transcript of the gene ST6GAL1, whose product is annotated as ST6 beta-galactoside alpha-2,6-sialyltransferase 1. The record is from RefSeq and is a predicted model, not a curated record. Bases 1032 to 2297 code for a protein of 421 amino acids. NCBI's taxonomy places the organism in Eukaryota, Metazoa, Chordata, Testudines, Testudinidae. Gene Ontology annotation, molecular function: sialyltransferase activity. The transcript has 7 exons.